AUGCGUUAUUUUACAGGCCCGGCAAGAAUAACAUCCUUGCUGACGCGCUUUCUCGGCGACCCGAUUACAAUCCUUGACGCGACAUGGGCCGUCAGCCAGGUAGUGCUGAUGACGAAGACUAUGACAUUUGUUUGUGCUGUAUUGAGCUGGGGCUCAACGCAAUGGCCUCGACACCUGUGCUAUCGAUAUCGGUCUCAAAUCGCUGAGUCUUGCGAAUUAUUCCUUUACUCAGGCCUUAUCAACUAUCUUCGACACCCUAGUGAAGUGGUCACUCGCGAAGCUGACGAAACCAUCGCGUGA
Molecule: messenger RNA, 300 nt
Organism: Peronospora belbahrii
Lineage: Eukaryota; Oomycota; Peronosporomycetes; Peronosporales; Peronosporaceae
Source: the annotation of a GenBank genome assembly